This is a messenger RNA of Musa acuminata subsp. malaccensis (wild Malaysian banana), 3306 nucleotides long. RefSeq names its product cation-chloride cotransporter 1. Gene Ontology annotation, biological process: potassium ion import across plasma membrane; cell volume homeostasis; chloride ion homeostasis. Gene Ontology annotation, cellular component: membrane. The record is from RefSeq and is a predicted model, not a curated record. Lineage: Eukaryota; Viridiplantae; Streptophyta; Magnoliopsida; Zingiberales; Musaceae. Gene Ontology annotation, molecular function: potassium:chloride symporter activity.
AUCUCUAUAAUUCCAAUUCCACGCCAAGGGGCUCCGUCCUUGUCGCCGACGAAGCGGGAGGCAGCAGCGCUGGGGCUCGUGGAAUCUCAACGACGGGGAAGAAGCCGGAAGGCAGGCGUGCCUGCUAGUCGGAGCGUAGAUACGGCGAGGAAUUCAAAGGCCGAGGGAGGAUCGGCAGCGAUCUUCCGGUGGUUCCUACUGUGUUGCUAAACUGUCAAUCAGAUAGUUGAUCAUGGAGAAUGGUGAAAUUGAGAGUGCAGAUGAGGAAAUUACUUCACGUAGUGGACGGCAGUACAGACCGGUGGUUUCCCAUGAUCCACCUGUUGUCCAAAUGACUUCCAUGGAUUCUGGUCCUCUUACAGAGAUACAACUAAAGAAUAUUAGGAUGUCAUCACAAUCAGAGAAUGGUCCUAAUGCAACGGAGGGACCUUCCCAUGGUCAUGAUGGAUCCAACAACUCCCAGAGGGAAUCAAAGUUGGAACUAUUUGGUUUUGAUUCUCUUGUGAACAAAUUGGGACUCAAAAGUAUGACAGGGGAACAAAUUCCAACACCGUCAAGUCCCAGAGAUGGUGAGGAUGUAUCCAUUACUCUUGGGGGCCCAAAGGUUGCUGGCCCCAAGUUGGGGACUAUGAUGGGUGUGUUUAUACCUUGUUUGCAGAACAUCUUGGGAAUCAUAUACUAUAUCCGUUUUUCCUGGAUUGUGGGUAUGGCUGGCAUUGGUGAGGCAUUUUUACUGGUUGCAUUCUGCGGAUGUUGCACUUUUUUAACGGGUAUAUCAUUAAGUGCAAUUGCAACAAAUGGGGCAAUGAAGGGUGGUGGCCCAUAUUAUCUAAUCGGUCGGGCUCUGGGUCCAGAAGUUGGAGUGAGUAUUGGAUUAUGCUUCUUCCUUGGUAACGCAGUUGCUGGUGCUAUGUAUGUUUUGGGAGCUGUGGAGACCUUCUUGGGUGCUGUGCCAGGUGCUGGAUUCUUUAGAGAGUCUGUGACAGUCGUCAGCAAUACCACAGCAGCUAAUGGCACAAUAUCUGAGGUAGUAACAACUGUAUCUACUCCAAGCUUGCAUGACCUGCAAGUUUAUGGAGUUAUUGUGGUUAUACUUCUCUGCUUCAUCGUAUUUGGUGGUGUCAAGAUUAUAAAUAGGGUAGCACCGGCUUUCUUGAUUCCUGUCCUUUUUUCACUUUUCUGCAUAUUUGUUGGAACCUUCACAGCUCCAAGGAGUAAUGCUUCAAGUGGCAUAACAGGGUUAAGAUCACAAACAUUGAAAGACAAUUGGAGUUCUGCUUAUCAACGUACUACAAAUGCUGGAAUACCUGAACCAGAUGGACCUGUCUAUUGGAGCUUCAAUGCAUUGGUAGGCCUAUUUUUUCCAGCUGUAACAGGAAUUAUGGCUGGCUCAAAUCGAUCUGCAUCGUUGAAGGAUACACAGCGUUCUAUACCAGUUGGAACAUUGGCUGCAACACUUACCACCUCCUUUUUAUAUUUGAUAUCAGUAUUACUCUUUGGAUCAUUGGCCACUAGAGAAGAGCUACUGACAAACCGGCUUCUGACUGCAGAGAUUGCUUGGCCCCUUCCAGCAAUUAUAUAUGUUGGGAUUGUUCUCUCCACUUUAGGUGCAGCGCUUCAGAGUUUGACAGGUGCCCCACGCCUGCUUGCAGCAAUAGCAAAUGAUGACAUUCUCCCUGUUCUUAAUUAUUUCAAGGUCACAGAAGGGGGAGAACCUCAUUUGGCAACGCUCUUUACAGCCUUUAUUUGUAUUUGCUGUGUUGUGAUUGGGAACCUGGAUCUGAUCACACCUACUAUAACUAUGUUCUUCCUUCUAUGUUAUGCGGGAGUUAAUUUGUCUUGCUUCCUUCUUGACCUGCUUGAUGCUCCUAGCUGGCGCCCUAGAUGGAAGUUUCAUCACUGGAGCCUCUCACUUCUUGGAGCAUUGAUGUGCAUUGUGAUCAUGUUCCUUAUCUCCUGGUCAUUCACUGUGGUGUCUCUGGCCCUUGCUAGCCUCAUUUAUUAUUAUGUGAGCAUAAAAGGGAAAGCUGGAGAUUGGGGAGAUGGAUUCAAGAGUGCCUAUUUUCAACUGGCCCUUCGCAGUCUUCGAUCACUGGGAGCAAACCAGGUACACCCUAAAAACUGGUACCCUAUUCCCCUCAUCUUCUGUCGGCCAUGGGGAAAGCUGCCAGAAAAUGUUCCAUGUCAUCCAAAGCUUGCAGAUUUUGCUAAUUGCAUGAAGAAGAAAGGUCGCGGGAUGUCGAUCUUUGUCUCGAUUAUCGAUGGUGACUAUCAUGAAUUAGCUGAGGAUGCAAAGACAGCUUGUCGUCAGAUGAGCACUUACAUAGACUACAAGCGCUGUGAAGGAGUAGCUGAGAUCAUAGUUGCUCCCACAAUGUCUGAUGGGUUUCGUGGUAUUGUCCAGACAAUGGGGCUAGGCAACCUUAAGCCCAAUAUUGUGGUUAUGCGAUAUCCUGAGAUUUGGCGUCGUGAAAACCUCACCCAGAUUCCAUCCACCUUUGUCAGCAUUAUCAAUGAUUGCAUUAUUGCCAACAAGGCAGUCGUGAUUGUCAAGGGCCUUGAUGAAUGGCCCGGCGAAUAUCAGAGACAAUACGGAACAAUUGACCUAUACUGGAUUGUGAGAGAUGGGGGCCUUAUGCUUCUCCUAUCUCAGCUCCUUCUAACAAAAGAGAGUUUUGAGAGCUGCAAGAUUCAGGUGUUCUGCAUUGCCGAAGAGGACACAGAGGCUGAAGAGCUGAAGGCUGAUGUUAAGAAGUUCCUUUAUGACCUCCGCAUGCAGGCUGAGGUGAUUGUUAUAACAAUGAAGUCAUGGGAGGCACAUGUUGAUGCGGGGGACCAGCAGGAUGAAUCGGCGGAGGCAUUCACGGGUGCACAACGUCGAAUUGCUUCCUACCUAGCUGAGAUGAAGGAGACUGCUAGGAAUGAAGGGAAACCACUAAUGGCCGAUGGGAAGCCAGUGGUGGUGAAUGAGCAGCAGGUUGACAAGUUCCUUUACACGACCCUGAAGUUGAACUCGACCAUUCUGAGAUACUCACGGAUGUCUGCGGUCGUGCUUGUCAGCCUCCCACCACCACCUCUAAACCACCCAGCGUACUUUUACAUGGAGUAUAUGGAUCUCUUAGUUGAAAAUGUGCCGAGGAUGUUGAUAGUUAGGGGGUAUAGGAGAGAUGUUGUCACUUUGUUCACGUAAUUGUAUACGUACCGACUUUUCUGGUCACACGACCUUGUUGUAAUUGACUUAUGCCUGUGGGUUGGUUUUGUUUACUCAUCUGAUAUUUAUUCUUUAUAGUCAUUUUUUUACCUGUU